GGACCCCGGGCUGGGCGCCGCUGCCGGUUCGUCUACUCUGCCUCAGCCACCUUUUCAACCUUGUCCAUCGGUUACUGCGGCCUGUGGUGCAGCGGCGGCGGCUGCUGUUCUUGCCGCAGCUCUCUUCCUUUCCUUCCCUUCCCACCAGACCUGCGAUUCGCCGGCCAUGGCUCUACUCACUGCGGCCGCCCGGCUCUUGGGAGCCAAGAAUUCAUCCUGUCUUGUUCUUGCUGCCCGGCAUGCCAGUGCUUCUUCCACGAACUUGAAAGACAUAUUGGCUAACUUGAUACCUAAGGAGCAGGCCAGAAUUAAAGCCUUCAGACAGCAACAUGGCAAGACUGUGGUGGGCCAAAUCACUGUGGACAUGAUGUAUGGUGGCAUGAGAGGCAUGAAGGGACUGGUAUAUGAAACGUCAGUUCUUGAUCCUGAUGAGGGUAUCCGCUUCCGAGGCCACAGUAUCCCUGAAUGCCAGAAACUGCUGCCCAAGGCUAAGGGUGGGGAAGAGCCCCUGCCUGAAGGCUUAUUUUGGCUGCUGGUAACUGGACAGAUCCCAACAGAAGAACAGGUAUCUUGGCUUUCAGCGGAGUGGGCAAAGAGAGCAGCUCUACCUUCUCAUGUGGUCACCAUGCUGGACAACUUUCCUAACAAUCUACACCCCAUGUCUCAGCUAAGUGCAGCUGUUACAGCCCUCAAUAGUGAAAGUACCUUUGCCCGGGCAUAUGCAGAGGGUGUCAACCGAACCAAGUACUGGGAGCUGACUUAUGAAGACUGUAUGGAUCUGAUUGCAAAGCUACCUUGUGUUGCAGCAAAAAUCUACCGGAAUCUUUAUCGUGAGGGCAGUAGUAUCGGGGCCAUUGAUUCUAAGCUGGACUGGUCCCACAAUUUCACCAACAUGUUAGGCUACACUGAUGCUCAGUUCACAGAACUUAUGCGCUUAUACCUCACCAUCCACAGCGACCAUGAGGGUGGCAAUGUAAGUGCCCAUACCAGCCACUUGGUGGGCAGUGCCCUUUCAGAUCCUUACCUGUCAUUUGCUGCAGCCAUGAAUGGGCUAGCAGGGCCUCUACAUGGACUGGCAAAUCAGGAAGUACUUGUCUGGCUAACACAACUACAAAAGGAAGUUGGCAAAGAUGUAUCAGAUGAGAAAUUACGAGAGUACAUUUGGAACACACUCAACUCAGGGCGGGUUGUCCCCGGCUAUGGCCAUGCAGUACUAAGGAAGACUGAUCCACGAUACUCCUGUCAGCGAGAGUUUGCUCUGAAACACCUGCCCAAUGACCCCAUGUUUAAGCUGGUCGCUCAACUGUAUAAGAUUGUGCCCAAUAUUCUCCUAGAGCAGGGCAAGGCCAAGAAUCCUUGGCCCAACGUAGAUGCUCACAGUGGGGUGCUGCUCCAGUACUAUGGCAUGACGGAGAUGAAUUUUUACACAGUCUUAUUUGGAGUGUCACGGGCACUGGGUGUGCUAGCACAGCUCAUCUGGAGCCGAGCCUUGAGCUUCCCUCUAGAAAGGCCUAAAUCCAUGAGCACGGAUGGGUUGAUGAAGUUCGUGGACUCUAAGUCAGGGUAAAACUUGGAAACUGGGGGGAAAUUGACUGCCACAAGCUUAACAACAACAAGAAAAAUAAUAUACUUUUGUUUCAAGGGGCCUUUAAAGACUUACAAUUAAACUGUAUCUGAGGCACUGAAAAUAUGUUUGAAGUUAAAAUAUAAAUUAAGACUUUAAAAGAUAAAAAAUGAUCCCUUCUUCCUAACCAUCUCCCUUGUCCUGCCUGGUAUGAGUUGUCCAUCAGCCAUAGGAUGACCAGGACUAAUGCAUGUCAUACGGGUUAGGUUUGGCCUCCACCAUCUCUAGAGCAAGAAUCCAACCCCUCUUUCUCUGGGUCAAAGCAGGUUACAGACAAUCUGUAGUUACUCUGGAGCUUUUGCUUCUACUCUGCCCAGCCCUGUAGGCCAGGAAAUCAGGACCUUGCCCUUCCUGUUUCCACAGAGUUCACUUGAGAUUAUCAGCUGUACCAAGCCCUUGCCCAUGCAGUAAGACCUAGAGUGUAGAGCAUGCCAAAGUAUGUCACAUAGCUGGACGUGCUUUGGCAAUUUCUUUUUACGCUACCAAGCGACCAUGAAGGUAUGACAUUUGUUGGGAUUGGCACCCAGUGUUUCAUUUGAUUUUCCUUUUUAAAAUUCACCCAUUAAAACUGAGGUCUGGAAGUGUUAUUUCCCACUACUUUAAUACCUACUUCCAGACUUGAUACACUUGUUCUGCCUCAAGCUGAGGAUGCUCUGGACCUUCCCCUCUUGGUCUGUACUUAAGACCUCUUUAGUAGGUCUGUCUGAUCUGUGGUCUUUCCCAAUCACUAGGAUUUAAUAUGGCACUUAAUGUGAACUAAGCUUUUACUUCUACAGAACUCAAGCCAACUACUGUCUGACCUCUCUCCUGUUAAUAAGCUAUGAAGGAUAGAACAGGAGCUCAGGAAUGACCAGCCUCUUCAUGGUCUGGUCCCAGGGGUAUGAACAUCUCUUUUUUUUUUUUAAACAUUUUCUUUUGAGCAAAAAGAUGAUUCAAGUUUAUAUGAUCACCUUUGAAUAUCAGGACCAUGGGCUAGGGACAUUCAAUGUAGUAAGCCUCUCUUCUGAUCCCCUGUCACAGAAAAUGCUUCUUUAUUUAUCAGUGUCUUUUUUUCCUGCCCCUUCCUCAAGAGCUCACAGUACAGUGUGUGAUUUAGAAGCUCCAUUUGCAUAAGUUUUUAGUUACUCAGAAUGCUCUACUGCCUUUUCUUUGAGAAAGGAUUGAGAUACACUCCUGCUGUGGCCCCUUCUUCCCUUGAUACUCCUGCCUGCGUUUGUGUGGACCCCUAAACUCCAGAACCACGCUGUUGAGAUGGACACACUGUAAACUCCUGAGUAACUGUCAAGUCAUUAUACAGGCUUCAGGUUGUUCUGUAUAAAAUUUAAAAAUAAAUGUUUUUAUUAACAAUG
Messenger RNA from Cavia porcellus (domestic guinea pig), 2973 nucleotides. RefSeq names its product citrate synthase (gene Cs). Gene Ontology annotation, biological process: citrate metabolic process; tricarboxylic acid cycle; carbohydrate metabolic process. The record is from RefSeq and is a predicted model, not a curated record. Gene Ontology annotation, cellular component: mitochondrial matrix. The transcript has 11 exons. The coding region runs from base 167 to 1567 and encodes 466 amino acids. NCBI's taxonomy places the organism in Eukaryota, Metazoa, Chordata, Mammalia, Rodentia, Caviidae.